Molecule: messenger RNA, 648 nt
Organism: Sesamum indicum (sesame)
Lineage: Eukaryota; Viridiplantae; Streptophyta; Magnoliopsida; Lamiales; Pedaliaceae
Source: RefSeq, a predicted model, not a curated record
AUGGGCAAUGGAUAUGAUCAUCACUACAGCAUUCAUCAACAGCAAUUCCACCAGAAAAGCAAAUUCUUGCCAAUCUUCUGCCGCUUAUCCAUCAAAGACGUGAAAUUAAACAACCACUACAAAGAUCCAACAACAGCCGACGAGCCCUCCUCCCCAACAGUCAGUUGCGUGGGCCAAGUCAAAAGAAACAACCGCGUCACCGGCUUUCCGGCCACCAACACCACGACCUCGGCCGCCGCCAACCACCACCAUAAACACAUCAAGCUCAAAAACCUCUUUUCCGGCAAAACCCUCUUGCCAAAUACCAAUACGAUUAAUGCCAGCACCACCGUGACAGCCGCCGGCAGAAGAAGUAGUGGAAGCAGAAGCUGCAGAACUAGCAGGGAUAUGUUCGUGAAUAGUUCAAGAAGAUCAAGGUUGAAGACCUAUUGUGAUCAUAGUGGUGAUCAAGACUGUGUUAAGGUGGUGGAUAUUAGUGAAAUGGAUCCACCGUUGCCGGUGGUGAAGAGGGUGGCGCCGCCGGGGGCAGGCCGCGAUGAGGUGAAUAUUUGGAAGAGACGGUUUAAUGGGGUGGAGCUGAAAAGCUUGAAAAUUGAACAGAUUCAUUUGCCAAACAGUAAAUUUGAACCACCGCUGACAACGGUAUGA